AUGGAACCUCAGGUUCCUCCCGUCCCGAAAAGAAAGAAGAAGAAGACUACAGAUUCUUCUCCCUCGAAGUCCGUGCCGGACUCUUCCGCGCCGACAAGCUCUACUCUGGGCCAGGACGCACCUGACGCCCCUUCGUCCCCCAAGACUUCUCCCGCGCCGCCACCGGAAGCUCCCACCGCUGAGCCAGCUGGGGCCACAUCGACGCCGCCGCCAGAAGGCACCAAGCUCCUCAAGCCGGAACCUUUCAAGGGGAAGGCUACGGCUUCCGGCACUGCUACCUCUGGCUCGCAGCAGUUGGCGCUGCACGCCGGCCGCGCCGCUGUCGCAGCCGGAGAAACGGCCACUGGCCUGCUGGGCCAAAUCACAGAGUUGACGCGCGGAGGCCACGAGCUGGGCCAUUUGCGCGAGUACGCUGAAAAGUGGAAUCGAGCGGAUGUGUCCGCGGCUACACGCGGCUUGGGGAAGGACUGGCUUCCGGCGAUUGACCCCGCUGGCCCCCGGUCCAUCCCGGAAGCCUCCAUUGAGGCCCUCAAGACCCAGCUCCGCACCCUUCAAGAUGAAAAGGAGCAGCUCAUCCAGGAGCAUCGCAAAGCUCUGGACACCCAGAAGCUCGUUUCCAGUGGGCUGAAGGAUCAACUCAUCCAGUUUGGGCUCCGGCAUGAUCAGGAGCUGAAGGAUACCAAAGCUGCAGCUGAGGCGAAGCUCAAUGAGGUCCUGGAGGAUUCUGUCAACUCCACCGCGGUGCUGCGGGCAGAGCUGGAGGAGGGAAGCAAGGCACGAAAAGCAGCCGAGGAUCGGGCCGCCCACCUAGAGGCGGAGCAAAAGGAGUAUGACCUACUGGCAUAUGCGCAGAAGAAAGUGGCAGAGCGCCGGGUUCAGCAAGCGUUCAAGAAUCCGGAUGCGCCCUGGGAUCCUUAUGACCACCUGAUCGCGCUUUCUGCCCGGGUCUCGCACAUGCGCGCGGUGGACCGGAAUCUUGCCGACAUUCCCGAGGUGGCGAUCCAGCUCUUCAAGGUGCUAUGGCCUGAGGAGCAAGUGCCGGCUAACUUGACGCUCACCUCCGAACGCCUGAAAGACGAGGUGCUACGCACCGCCUGUUCCUGGUAUGAGGACUUGGACCUGGACGCCUUCGCCACCGUGCGCCAAGAUGCUCCCACCGACAUGGAUCCGGCCCUCACCGCCCAGUGGAAGGAUCGCGCCUACCGGAUAGCUGAGUAUGCGGCAGUCCGCACCUUCAUUCCUCCUCCUCCUGGCGUCACUGAUUAUCUUAGUGACUACGAAGGAGAGGAAGAUGAGGAUGAGGAUGCCGGAGAAGAUGCGCCUCCGGAAGGUCCUGACGCCGGUAAUGUUCCUCCUGAAGCUCCUGCUGCUUGA
Messenger RNA from Lolium perenne, 1374 nucleotides. The record is from RefSeq and is a predicted model, not a curated record. Lineage: Eukaryota; Viridiplantae; Streptophyta; Magnoliopsida; Poales; Poaceae.